Messenger RNA from Beta vulgaris subsp. vulgaris (sugar beet), 1244 nucleotides. RefSeq lists its product as hypothetical. The record is from RefSeq and is a predicted model, not a curated record. NCBI's taxonomy places the organism in Eukaryota, Viridiplantae, Streptophyta, Magnoliopsida, Caryophyllales, Amaranthaceae. Bases 46 to 1047 code for a protein of 333 amino acids. The transcript has a single exon.
ACUAGUUGAGUAGGCAUUAGAUAGAAGCAAAGAUAAAAGGAAGCAAUGGUCUCCCUUUCACUGAAGCUCAACCUGCACCCCAUCUCUCUGACUCUCUCUCCUCCAAUCUUUGCAAUCCAACUGCAAUCUCAUCCCUCCUCCAAAUCCAAUGGUGGCACUCCUCUUUCCUUCAUACCCCCUGCAAAAGCAAGAUUAUUACAUGUUAUUAGAACACAUUGCAGAAACAAUUCAAACAUUUCUGCAAAUUCAGUUGCAGUACAGCAAGAAGAUUCAGAAGAAGAAGAAAAAUUUGAAGUAUUAACAUCGACUCAAAGUGAGUACAACAAGAUAGUAAUGCUAGAAUCAAAAAAGUGUAAAGUUUUAUUGUUGGAUGAUAGUGGGAAUGUUCACAGCAUUUUAUACAAAAACCAGAUAUGGAGCAAUUCAUAUUGGGAUGAAUUUUGCAGCUUACCUGCAAUGAUCUCGAAAGGCCCGGUUGGCAUAUUCGGGUUAGGAGGUGGAACAGUUGCUCACCAGCUGCUCCACUUUUGGCCUUCCUUGGUGCUUCAUGGGUGGGAGGUGGACCACAUUUUGAUUGAUAGAGCAAGAAUGUAUUUUGGGAUGUCUGAGUUAGAAAUCAGUAGAAAAGAUGGUGGCAUUCUUCGAGUUUGUGUAGGAGAUGCGCUUUCGCCUUCAGCCACAGUUGCUGGUGGUUAUGCUGGGAUUAUUGUGGAUUUGUUCUCCAAUGCUGAGGUCUUGCCAGAGCUGGAAGUUGCCACAACUUGGUUGGAGAUGAGAAAAAAACUCAUGUACAAUGGAAGAAUCAUGGUUAACUGUGGUGGAGCUGUUCAAACAGCAACAGGGUGGCAGAUGAAUCCAACAAUACAGGCAUUGUGUGAAGCAUUUGGUGGGGAGUUUGUCAAUUGGAAGAAGAUGCCUGAUGAUCAAGGUGGCAAUUAUAUGGCAUUUACUGGACCUUUGCCGGAUAUGAACUCCUGGUCCGAUUCUGUGCCAGACAAACUCAGAUACGCCGUCAAUCAAUGGAGGCCUUGUCACCCUGUAUCAUGACACAGGACUCAGGACUCAGCAGCUUGCAUUGCUUCAUUUUUAGUUUCCAUGUUAUUUUGGCGGGAUUCGUACUGGAUGGUUGUUGUUGGUGAUGCCAUUUUUAUUUUAAACACCAAGUUCAAACAUCCUUAAUUAAUGUUAUUUUGUUAUAUAUAGCAAAUAAUCAAUAUCAUCUUUCAAAAAUUUGAUUGCUCAAA